GACCGCGAACGUCAACGGUCACACACACGCUUGCUUCUUAUAGGUGUCACGGGUCACGUCGUUUGCCACUUGGCGUCAAUUUACAAAGUAUUAUACGGUGCGCGAUAUUAGUACGUUCAUUACGCGGACGCCAGACUUUAAUAAACAUUAUUUAGUCCGUUAAUUUACACAAUACAUUUUUCCGUCGUUUUAUUUUUUGUGAUAUUUGUUUAUUAUUAUUAUUAUUUUUUUUUUUUUCAUAAACACAUAUACACAAACACUAUUGACGUUUUCGCGCCGGCAAACCGAACAUAUUGUAACGCCGUCGUACUAUCACGGUUAUGUGCUGCGCGUAUUUAAAUACGUGCCCGAAAACUCAGUAAUAUUAUAAAAACGACAACGUUAUAGAUAGGCCCGCGUGCCUAUAAUCGUAUCUAGGCAUUAUACACAUUGUCGGUCGUGUGUCUUGUCUUGUGAUCGUUUGAAUCGCGUGAAGAACACAAUUGGGGGAUGCGUGAUGGUCGAACCGCGCGCGAUAACGGUGGUGUUUUACGUGAUGGCCGCGUUGACGUGGACGGCGAUGUCCGCGGAGUCUGUCGGCGGGCCCGCAGAUCCUACCGUCGGUAAUUAUUUUACAAGCACCGACGAUCGUCACCACGAUCGGCGACCCGCGAAUCCCGUCGUCGAGCAACCGGCCCAGCAACAGCAACCGCAGUCCCAGCAACAGCAACAGGAGCCCAGAAGGUUCAGGCACGAGGCGUCCGCGGUCAAAGUGCUCUACCAGACCGGGGUGAGCAUAUAAUAUUAUUAUAUCAAUACAUUAUUAUUGUAGUUUUUUUUUUUUUUGAAGUCUCGAGGGGCGAAAAAUAAACGAAAAUAGCUUUUUUUCGAAUACGCAUUUCGGUUUUACGGUAGGUGUGAUAUGUUAAGCACCACUGGUAUUAAAUACGAACGCGCGCGAGUGUGUGUGUGUGUGUGUGCGCGCAACGUAUAAUAAUAAUAUUCCGCGUUAAGGCCCCGCGGGCCGUAAUCGCCAACUAGGCGCCUUUAUAACUUUGUCUCAGGCGCCACCGCAUCGCUAUAAUACACGCGCGCGCACAAACAGCUCGAGAGAUUGUACGGGCCGAUACGUAUACGUACGUAUGUUUUUUUUCAUUCUGUCUUUCUUUCUUUCUAUUAUUAUUAUUAUUAUUAUCAUCAUCAUCGUGCUCGUAUGUAUACAUAUAUAUAAACCAGAUUGGUGGUAGGCAGCAGCGGCAGCAGCAGCAGCAGCAGCAGUGUUUGAAUAUGAAGCUGGUUUGACCGGAUCGCGGGCGAGCGUGCGUGCGCAUACGUAUACAUACGUACAAACGUAUUGUAGAGUACAAUAAUACAAUAAUAUUUAUUACGUUAUUAUUACGUGUACGAGGGUUCCCCCGGGAAUCGGCCCGACGAAACGUAAAAUUCCGGAAAACUCGAGUCCGGGUCCCCCGCCGCGAGUUAAUGUUCCGUCGCUCGCACGAAUCGAACGCGGACCGACGGUUCCGUCGGUCCGCGCGCGUACUCCGCCGCCCACCAAUACCGAAAUGCACCGAGCGACGCGCUUGUGAUUUUGUUUUGGGAAACGUAACGUUUUCCGAACCGCCUCGUUUUUUCGCCCAGUACCGUUUCGUAAAAAAGUAACCCGAAUAAUAUGUUAAACCGCGUUCAUUACGAAAUCUAUUGCAGUAUUGACGGUAUUUUUUCUAAGGGCCAAAGAUAUUUCGAUAGACAAACAAUAAACUUUGCUGGUGUGCUGCACACGCUCGAAUCGGGUCCGUCGCUGUCACGACUGCGAGACGAUACGGAAUCGAUAGAUGAUAAAACCCCGCGACUUUUUUUCGCCUAUAAACUCGAGGGUUAUUUACCAUCGAAUUCCGGAGACAAAGCUGCGGUACACGUUUUCUUUUUUUUUUUUUCCGACGGUCGGGUAAUUUUAAAACGUUUACUUAAACAAACGGUUUCAUCGAAUAUUUUGUUUAGCCGUACCGUUUUUGCCGGGUCCAUGCUAAUAUAGUGGGACUCCGUACACAUGGGUACUAGCCUACGUAAUCUAACCUAUAGGUUGCAAGGCUAACACGCCAGUCUCGACUCAUACUGUGUACUCGUUAAAACACGAGUCGGACCAUUUUCGGUAUUUUGUAUUUACCGCUGCACUUACGUAAAAAUGAUACUCGUGAUCCUGAAGUACGCACUGCGUGCACCGGGGACGUAGGACGGCCUAAACUAAAUUAGAAGUUUAAAAUAAAACGCGGAACGUUUAUAUCACGAUUAAAGUGCGUACGGAAAUGUGAAAUUAGCGUCAUUUUUUCCAUUUAACAAAGAAUAUACUUAAAGAAAAUUUCAAAAAAUUAUCUCGCGCCGAACGCACUAACUUUUGCUAAAAAUACUAUACUACAUUUUUCUAAAAUCUUCAAUAUUACCGUCAUCGAAUUUGCCCUACCCUUAGGCGCAACUAGACCACCAAUUCUGGGGGCGGUAAAAUUAUGGACACAUCAAAGACCCAGGCCCCCACAAUCCACUUUACAUGACUCUUACAAUAGUUAACUAUACCUUUCAUUCACAAUUUUGUAUAUACAAAUUUAUCAUGAUUAUUUUAACAUUAUUUUUCAUACACUCGUGCAUUGUCUGUGGGAAACCUGUAUUCUGUUUAGUUUAUUAACUAGGAAAAAUACAUGGAUUAAAAUAUUUUGUCAUUACUAUGAAAAAACCUUGAUUGGGGACGCUAAUUUUAAACUCGGAAAUGCUCAAGACCCCCUAGCACCUCCUAGUUGCGCAUACGGUCUUACCCACCUUUACAGGCGCAUAACAUGACAUUGUUGAUGUUUAGCUUUUUCGUUUUAUCCCGUAUAAAGAGCUGGCUUUAAUUCGAACUAUUUACGCGUUUUUUUCAUCAUUGUUAUUAUGUUUUUGUUUUUUUUUUUUUAUAAACUUGUGCCCUUAUUAAUUAGACAUAGCAAUUUUUGUUUAUCUUUGGAAAAAUACCCGGCCCCAAAAUCUGUAAACCGGACGGUAAAACGACACAGCGACUCAAAUACAUAAAUAUAUAACAUUAUUUCGUUUUUCCGGUUUCGUAACUGCAAUGAUAAUAUUAUGUUAUAUAAUAUGGCACGAGGAAUAUAGUUUUUUUUUAUUUAUUUAUUUUGUCGACCCGGAUAAUCGCUUGGGCGCGCGACAAACACAUAAUCUCUCGUUUUUUAGUGAACUGUAACAGUUUUGGUUCCUCCGAAAAACGACCUUGGACCGUUACUGUCAUACGUCAUUAAAUAACGUUACGAAAAAAAAAAAAAAGAAAUGAAUAAAAAUUCUUCUAUUCUUCCUACGGCCCGAAUGUACCAUUUUCUUCGGCCGUAAUUUUUUCUCCGUGGAUAUCAAUAAUUUCGAUUAUAAAAAUACAUUUCGGAACGAAAUUCGGGUUUUCUUGAAACAAAAAAUAUAAAUAUAUUUGUUACGCCACUCGAAAAAUGCGUGCAAGUUUUAAUAUUUUUCCAUCAGAUCAAUUUCUAACGGCGUAAAAGUGAAACAAAAAAUAUUCGUCUCGACUGCGCAUCGUGUCGUCAAAACCAAAAAUUAUUUUAUUUUCGUUUGCACUCGUUUGGACCACUCUUAUAAUGCCGAAAUAAUAAUGUUAUAAUCGAGCGAUUGCGGUAAGGCUACAUAUUUUAGGUGCGUACAUACCAUAUUUCUGCAUAAUUUUCAAAAAAUUUUAAAAUAUCACAACUUGUUUUAAAAACACACAAUAUAUCGUUUAUCUGAGGGAAGAAGAGGUUAAUUUUCGGCAUUUUUUUUUUUCUUAAAUUUAUCAUAUCAUUUUUCCCCUCUUUAUUUUUGGUUUAAAUGGCCAAACACGUGUUUUACUGAACAUUUUAAUAUUUCAAAUCGCUGUGAUGUAUAUUUUUCGUUUCACGAAAAGUCUGAAGCCAUAUAAUUAAAUGGUAUAAGCCAUUAUUUAUAAGUUAGGCCAUACAGCAAUUUAUACUCAGCCAUUGAUCAAUUUUCAAAAUUUAAUUUGCUUGUAUUGAAGACUAUAUACAAAACUGACUCGAGUCUGACACUGAUAAUCAAGUUUUCAUAAUAUUAAUUAAAUGGCUGCUGAGAUACACAGAGGCGGCAUGCGUUUAAAAUCGAAUUAUUUCAAUUCUCUAUAACCCACAUAAUAUAGGGAAUUUAUAGAUACCAGUUUCGCGUUACACGCAUUUAUUACGGCUCGAGAUAAUCUCGUGUUGGAUACUGUAUCAUUAUAAACACAUACACACACACACACACACACACGUGUCGUCCGAUCUCGUCGAUAUAUCAUUACAUAUACACGCGUAUACAGCAGAAUGGCAAUCGUGAACUUUCACAUCGACACAAUAAUAAUAUAUACACGUUACACGAUGUUAUCAUGCCGCAUACAAAAUACUAUUUAGGCGCCGGUGUAUGUUUUGGAAGGCAUCGGUCGAGACGAUAUUUUAUCACCCGCACUAUUGAAAACUCUACACGAUAUUACGUAAUGCCUACUCAAGAACGAGUUGCGCGUUCGUCUUAUACGACCGCGUGACAUGGCAAAUAUUGUCGUUCGGCAGGGACAGUGACUCCCUGGGCCUCGGUUUUCUUCAGAGUGCGUUCUUUAUGCGUGCAUUUCACCGUUGACUUUGCAUACCGUGAUGAUGUUUUGAUAAUUUUUCGUUGCUUGAUGACGACUUAUCCCGUAUUAUUAUAAAAAAAAAAAAAAAAUAGUAGAAACUACUAUACGGUAUACCUUGUUAUAAACAGUAUAUUUAUUUAUUCAUAUAGUACUCGUGGCUUUUGAAUAUUGAAGUCUAUAUCAGUAAACACGUUUAAAAAACGUUUAUUAUUAUUAAUCGUAUUAAUCUUUAGAGAUCCCGGGGUCUCUAAAUAUCUUAAUCCGGGCUUGGCUGUGCCGUUAGUUUCGAUAUUAUAGAUUGAGUGCAUCGACCUUAUUACUAUCAAACUUAAAGAUAAGAACAUAUUUGAAUAUAAUAAGAACAUUAUCUGUGUCGUGUCGUCGUUUUUUUUUUUUUUUUGUUUAAUAAUUUUAAUUUUCAAGCGAGAUAUAAUAAGCGUUUUUAAAUUUGUGGUAUUUUACACACACACUUGUACCAUGCGUAACUGAAUUACGGUUAGCGUGUACCAUUAUCAAUUAUUCGAAACUCACGUCCGCUAAAAAACUCUUGGCGUUGUUUUAUACCGUAGGAUUUGUAAUUUACAAUUUUAUAUACUAUAAUAUAGGAGACUAUACUUUAAAGAUCGAGAUUUAGUUGUUAGGAUAAAUCAACACAGUGAUACUAAAUACUUGAAAAUGAUUUUUUUGUUUUUUUAAUUAAGUUCAAAUAAUAAUAAAAACCAAAUUCUUUAUUUUUACGAAAUUAUGUCAAUAUCUAAUAACAGUGGAAAAUCAAAUUUUUUUUUUUUUCAUUUGUCUUGACGUUAAUAUUAUUUUAUUUAAAUAUCUAUAAUAAAUGAAAAACGAUUUUUCCUCGAUUUGAAAAAAAAUCAGUCAGUAUAAGUUUAAAGCGUGCUAUACGCCCGACGACGUACCCCGUAUAGCUCUGCGCCCAUGGCUGCGCUCAGAAUCUAUAAAAUACUCCGGGCCGAUACGUUUUCGACCGAAACUUUUACUACGGGCCGCGUUGCGUAAGUGUAGGCACGCGUAAUAUUUUUAAUUUUUUUUAUUGCCGAUGUUUAUGUUUAUUUCGCUGUGUCAUCGCGUUUGCAUUUCCGCACCCGGCCGCAGACGAAAUCGUACACCUGUCCACCGUACACGAUUUUUAGGAUAUUAUAUAUUAAAAACGUACAGUACGGCGACAAUUAAAAAAAAAAAAAAAAAUUAAAAAAAGCAUAGGCGUAUUGCAGUGUAGUAUAUCGGAGCCGUCAGAAGUUGCACAACGUUUCGUUUAGUAAUAAUAAAUACUAUAAUUAGCCGGUAUAUACAGGGUGUCCCACGGAGAUCUGACAUUCGCGACAACGGCAUAUUGUUCUGCUUAAUAUAUUAUUUUGGUGUUUUUUUUUUCAGUUUUUUUCUUUACAUGAUAAUUUGUUUUAAUUCAAAAAAUAUAAAAUAUCAUCGCAGGAUAAUAGUAAUUGUUUCGAAAAAAUGAUAACUGAAAAAUAUCGAACAGAAUUGUCGUAUUUCCGCGUGGUACACCCUGUGUGUACGCGUACUUCCUGGCCCGAGCGCAAAGUCGAUAAGUAAAAUGUAUACAUUUUUUUUUCUGUCCUCGCGCGGUGUUCCGAUUUCGUCGUCGGUACUUCCUGUCCGAGCGCAUUAUUUGUUUUUGCCCUUCUGCAAGUCUACCCAGGGCCGGAUCAAAGGGGGAAGGCAGAAGAGGGGACACUUGCGUGCUUCGCAAAAUAAAAUCGCAAUUAUCGGUUAGACGCGACAUUGUUUUUUGUUUUGUGUUUAUUAGUUCGAUUGCCUAUACACGCGGGCACGUAAUGCUCCGAGACGCGCGAAAUCGUAAAACUAAUCGUCGCAGCGAGCCCGUCGUGAAUUGCAUCACGUUUAUGAAAAAAAAAAAAAAAACAAAACAAAAAAAGCAAAAAGCAAUGUCUUGGAUUUCAGGGCGGAAAUAGCGGGAAUCGAAAAACAAGCACGAAAUCGUAUAUACAAAUGUAACCUUUUUUUUUUCUCUCCUCAUUUUUGUUUGCCUAUUAUAGUGUUUCGACCGUUUAGAACCGAAGUCCGCAAUGGCUCGAGGCGAAAACUAAUCCGGGGGCCCCGGGUCCACGUGUACCUGCACUACAACGACAAUAAUAACAACGAUAAUUGUAUUACGUAUUCGGUACACGGCGGGGCUACCGUGCGCCGCUGAUAAUAUAUUAUGUACACACACACACACACACACACACACACACACACACACACACACACACACGCACACGCGGAGACCGUAUCAUCGUUUUGACGGCUCGGCGUAUUAUAAUAAUGCGGUCGCUACUGGUUUUUUUUCUCGAGUCUCGGUCCGAGAGGGAUGUGGAAAAAAAAACCGAAAAAAAAGAUCGGAGGACGACGAAAAAAAAACCGAGAUACGUAUAAUAUUAUAACCUUAAAAUUACCGCACCAGUCGGGUGCCUAUUCUUCGUCGUUCCGUUCGUUCGUUCGUUUUUUUUUUCCCCGCGUCGGCUUAGCGGUCAUCAUCGCUAUAUAUAUAUAUAUAUAUAUAUGUGUUUAUGUAUAUAACAUAAUACGCGCGUAUAUACAUAAUGCACGCGGGAGAAAAAAAAAACGUACAUGUAAUAUUAUGUACACUCUGUCGCGCGAUUGUUUUAGAGAGAAAGAAAAAAAACCCCGUUCCGGUUAAUUUACCGGGCCAAAUCUGGCGGCGGCGGCGGCGGCCGCCGCGUAGGUACCUACACUCUGCUCUGCCCGCGCCGAGUAAUACGGACGGCGGCCCGGACCGGAAGCGUCGUCGUCGUCGUCGCGCGAACAAAUAUUAUCGUUAAAUAAUAUUAUAAUAAUCGACGUAGGGGACGGACAUGAGAAAAAAAAAAAAAUAAACAACAUAAAAACACCGCAUUUUUUCACUCUUUCUCUUCCGUCCCGCGUCCUUUUUAUAUCCGACGAGACGCGCGGCGGCGGACGCAUAUUUUCGUGCCGGAGGCGGCCGUAAGGAAUGCGGUUCUAGGAUAUACGUAUAGGUGCGAGCGCGCGAUAAGGAACAUCCGGUCCUGCGUGCAGCAGCAACAGCAACGGCAACACCACCGGAUAGGGUCAAUGGGUUUUUUGUGUAUGAGGACGCGGCGGCGGCGGCGGCGGUCGUCGUUUACUCGCUCGCUCGCGCGCGUGUGUCCGUACAGCACAUAAUAUUUUUUGUGUAUACGCGUAGUAUUAUUAUAGUUGUAUGCGCGUGUAUGUUGGCGAGUAUAUUUCGUCUUUGAUCCGCGCUUCCGGUGCUGCGGCCGUAUCCACGGGGAUCCAUUACGCGGCCGCACAAAAGGACGAAUAACCAUAAUAAUAAUAAUAAUAAUAAUGUCCUUCUUUUCUUUCAUAUUUUCCUCCACCGUACCCACGGCGGGGAAGGAAAGGCCCGGACCGCGGCGCGCGUGUAUAACCCGCGGCCCCGGGGAUUUGCUCGCGUCGGAAUUCCGAAUUUUCGUACGACCCGAACGUCCGGUGGCCGGUUUCCACCGCCGUGAUAAACGUCGCGAUAUUAUUUCCACGUUGUAUUAUCGUCGGCUCGGCCGUAUCGAAACCGCCGGUGUACGCGCGAAACGACUCCGGCGAUAGGCUCGGUAAAUCCUUUUGUUAUCGAAUAAACGUAACGACAAAAAUCAAAUACAUCAUUCGUUUCGUCCACGCGGCAAAAAAUUACUGUCCGAUCGGCAGAUUUGGCGGACUUAUUUGCCGUGCACCGUCACGGCAUUUGCGGUUGAAUACGCUCAAUUCAGUGGCGGAUCCGAGGGGAGGUGGGUCUCGGCCUCCCUUCCAGACUAUAUAGACUAUACGAAAGUUUGUACUUUCGCGAAUAAUCAAUUGUUUAGCGCGUGUAAAAAUACAGCGAGAUUUUCAAUGAAGAAAACCGGAGGGGCGCGAUGAACGUAUUGAUCGUAUCCUAUAAUGAUGUAUUUUUAUUUUUGCUUUUGUCUGUGAACAAAGUUUCCACCGGAAAUCUUACUCCGAUCAGAAAAUAAGUUGGCAAUAAUUUAUCGGUGAUUACAGAUAUAAAUUAAAUAACCUUUUGCGUCCUACCUUCUCAACUUCCCACCUACAAAAAUCGGACUAGUAUUUUUUAUUUUUUUUUUUUUUUGGGAGCCCCCCAAAAUUCAACUCUGGGUCCGCUACUGACUCAGGUAAUAAUAAUUAUUCUUUUCAAUAGAUUUCAACAAAUUCACAAUCUUUGCCGCUGAUUCGAUAUACGAUUGCCAGUAGCGGAAACGCGUCAAAACUCGUAAAAUGUGAAUAAAAAAAAGUAUAUUCUUAACGAGACGGGGAAAACGUAAACGCAAACAGAUGCGAAAUAUUCUAUAACGGCCAUAUUGCAGCGAUACACAAGACGAAUUUAUCUAAAUACAUUGUAGUUUUUUUUUUUUUUUUUUUAUCUAGAUAAAUGAGAAAUAAAUUAUCUGAGCCAUUAUCUAAGAUAAAUAAUUUAAUCGGAUACAUUUUGUUUAACGUAAUUUAUAUAAUAUUUAUUAGAAAUAAUAGAUAGAAUAUUUAAUUUAUAUUAAUAAUAUACGGUUUACUAAUCAAGUGGACCUUUACGCGAAAUCUAAAUGUACACCAACAAUUCAGCACACUUUUACUACGAGUUUACCGCUCUGCUGAAUGAUUAUAAAUUAAAUUUCAAAUUAAAGAAAUUAUCUUCCUUUUUUUUUUUUCAAUCUAUUGAUCAAUAUCCCUGAUUAUUUAUUAUUUAUCUAUAGAUAUUUCCGAGUUUGUCAGUUUAUAUAACACCGAUCGGUUAGAACACGGCCCGAUGCCCGAGUGUAUACCUGUUAUUCGGAUAUUAUUUACCUCGAAAUAUCAUUAUUCUUCUCGAAUAUUCUCUACAUUUGAACUGGUUCCGUAUAGUUGGUCUAGCCGUUCGAAAUAUAAUAUUAUAUUAUAAAUACCAACGUGUACGCAACACAUAUCAUAUAUAUUUAUAUAUAUAUGGAUACCUACGCACCUCAUAACCACAAGCUGCAACGAAAUAAAAAUAUAAUCAAACGAAAAAAAAAAAUGUUCGACCUCAUAAACGCGCAUUCCGUCGGUAAAUACGAGUAUAAAGAUAUGGGUAUGCGGUUAACUUUGGAUUGUUUUUUAUUAUUAUUAUUAUUUUUUUUUAUCAGACUCAUCACUGUUAUACGUGUAUAAUAAUAAUUUUGUGACGUAUAGCUACGUAUAUAAUAUAUAUAUUUUUUUUGUUUUUCAUUAAAAUUUUUCCAACAGACGCGAGACGCGGUACGGUUAUAAUAAUACACGUGUAUAAAUUAUUGUAACAUAAUACACUCUCGGUCUUAAAUAUUCUUCUCGGAGCUUAUCUCGUCGUCUUAUGUCGGCGACCCGGGCGUACGUUAUGGUGACGAUUCGUCGGAAACUUUUACAAAAUGUAUGGGUACGCAGUGUAUUAUAAUAUCGAGUAAAAAACGUAUUUAUAAAUAACGUAUAAUAAUAUACCCGUAUGUAUACACACGCAGGCGUACAACUCGUGCGGUGACUUUUGCCGGAUAUUGUAGGUAUAUGUAUAUAUACACACACUUCAGAUCGGAGAUAUCGUAUAUUAUGAUAAUGAUUUACGAGUAGAUUCGAAUAAUACGCUGUUAAAAACGACGCGUGUCUGCGGCCCCUCGGGGCGGUGUUGUACAAAGAUGCGUUUUAAAAUAUCUAGAUAGUGAAAGAUAACCACUAUAGUAUCGUCGGUAUAUUGUGCCUAUACAGACGAAGAUAAAAGAUGUGCGCGCAACAGCAUUUGACUGUAUUAUCUAUAGACGAAAACGAAUAUAAUUAUAGGAACGUUUUAUCUGGAGACGGGAAGAAGAAAAAAAAGACAAUUUUGUUUGUCGUCUUUCGUAAAAAAAAAAAAAAAAAAACCGAGCGCGCUGAAAUCACUAAAAUAACCGUGCCUAGCGGAUUCGACAGACUCGCGCGUAAUGUUUCACGCGGAAUAACGCGGUGCGCGAUCGAUAUAACGCGACAAAAAGGAUUUUCGUCCAUGCGGGUGAACGCGCAUCUACAUACAGACGAUUCGAUUGUCUAUCUCGGAUAACAUGCGGUAUUAUCUAUGGAGCUACGAUAAAAGACAACGCUUUAAUAUCUGCGUGCACGCGGUGGCGUGACGUUUGACUUAGUUUUAUGGAAGGGGCGGGGAUGGACUGACACCUGAAUCGUUAUACACGAGGUUGUGUACACACAGGCUAUUAUAAUGUUCCACCCUAUCGAUCUCUCUACGCGGAGUGUUUUUAUAUUUGUAAUACCUGCACAAGUUAAUCGACGGGGAGUACGGGGAGGGGGGGCGAUCGCUCCCGUCGCCCACUACCUCCCUCCCCCCCCCCUCCCUGUAAUACGCCGCUGUGUGUACGGCCAAGACGCAACGCUGCGCGCCCCCGGGGGGAAUCGAGCGAGCGAGCGACUGAACAACGUACAUUAUCUUCUCGCAACAAAAGGAUAACAAUACCGGCGGAAUGCGCGCCAUCGCCGUCAUUAUCACCAUCGGAGCUGCUCGAUAACGCGCACAAUAUAAUAUUACAUUGUGUACAGCGUUACACUAUUAUUACGUACCCGCUGUGUGUUUCCCUACCGAUUUUUCCGCCAUAAUGUGCCCGGCACCCUAAAAACAAUGCGAAUUACAAUAAUGUUAAUAAUAAUAUUAUUAUACACGCGCAUUCGGAUACGCGCGAAGCGUGAUACACAGACCGCGUGUAAACGUCCGCCGACAGCGCAAUAUUAUUGUCCGUCGCGGCGUUCUUUUGUCGGGAUUUAAACGAGACGUAAUAUUCUUGCAGUAACAUUAAUACAAUAAUGUUGUUGUUUUCUAUAAGCCCCGUAAUGUCCUCGUCCGCCGCAGCUAUACGGACAAAACAUAGCGGAGCGUCUUUUGUCCGCGACGGCCAUCGGCCGUAUGAUGCGCGCAAUGAACAAACAAAUGGGUGGGGGGGGAAAGAAAAAGACGGACAUGCUUCGCACGACGGGCGGGCCGCCGUCGUAGGUGAGAAACAGGGAGGGUUAUGUAGGUUAUAUGGAGGGGGAAUUUAUUUUACAUCUGUAUGCGCGACUAUAAACCUAACCUCGCCAACGAAAAACGAUUCGGGGCGAAGUCCCUCUCACGUGUACCUGCUACGUGUACCUGCACGUACAUUUUACCAGUUUUUCCCGAUUAUUACGAAAACCGUUCGGACAAUCGAAAAUUGAUCUCUACAGUACCGACCGCGGAUAAAAUUUCCUUUCAGAAAAGGCGCUACGCACUUGAUACGUCGGAGCGGCAAGUUUUCCGACGGAAAAGAUGUUCGCGGAAAAAAAAAAUCACCAUCCUAAAAAAAUUAUCGAUCGACCGACAGCCGCGGCCGUCCGAAAAAAAUCGGACUGUUUAGUGACGACUGACGAUUCGGGUCAACGGCAAAAGUAGACGUAUAGGUCAAUAUUUCGGCCGUUUAUCCGGUAAUUAUUAUCCCGCGAGCAUGAAUUUACCGAAAUCGGAGUUACGGGUAUGAUGCUAUAAUCGCUCGAGUUAGGUCUGUUGCGGUUUGUCGUGGGCACAGUGAAAGGUUCUGUACUCUAGCGCCCUGUAAGUGAAGGCGAUACGGGCGUAUUGGAAUCCGUCGCUGCGAUGUUCGUUAUAAAUAAAUUCACCCUCGCACAGAAAAAAAAAAAAAUUAAAUUAAACGCCCAAAACUAACCCGCACUUGUCGAAUACAAUAAAAACUGUUCGGUUCGCGCAUAACCAUAUGAAAUAUUAUGCACGAUGCGUUUCUGAAUUGAUUAGCGCGAUUCGUUCGGUCAUGAAGACAUUUGUCGGUCUAUAUUCGGCGUAACGUUUUAUUCCCAUCGCGAAACCGUAGUUGUUCCGUGUACAAAUAAAAUGACGGAAUCCGCGAACACGACGAUAGACAAUACGACGCUCCUGCACGACUGCUCCACGGCGACGACGUUCGUGACAAAAAUUCAACAUCGAAAUUUCGCAAUUAUUGUAAUGCGAUAUUGUUUUGGAACAGAUGGAUCCGAAGACCGCGCGUUCGGCGGUAUGCCCCGAGCGGUUUGUUUUUUACGGUAUCCCCAUUAAAACAGAAAAAAAAAAACCGUCUGGACGUGAUAAUUAUCGGCUCGACGCCGCGUCUGCAUUAUAAACGUGAGAUCGUGACGCGACAGUCCGAAGACGCCGCGUGUCGUCGUACUGCAGAAAACGAAUUUGACGGACGAUAAUAAAAUAAUAAUAAUUAUCAUAAAAAAAUAAUAAUAUGAUAACGGUACAGAAACGCCUCGGAAAAACCGCUGCGAAACGUACGAAUUAACCGAAUUAACGUGACGAAUCGUUUAGGUUCCAAAUGAAUUGCGUGUACGAAAAACCGCGUGAUCAUAAUAAUGUAUACAAUUUUAUUUUGUCUUAAAAAAAAGACCGACGACGCUGGUGGGUGUGCCACUGUUUUAGUAGCGGAAUUCAAUUCGACCACGACAAACCGUUCCUAUACCGCGAUUCUGAUCAGAGUAUUUUUUUUUCUCGUUGCCGUGUUAACCCGGAAAUCAACAAAAACUGCCAGUUUUUCCGAUUUAUUAGGAAAAUUACAAUGAAAAUCAAAUGAUGGCUUCCUCGAUGCACCGACUAGGUCAAAAACAUAAAAUAAAGUCUCUGUGAAGUCUUUGAUUGGAGCAAGAUUUUCGUUGGAAAAUCUGUUUACUUCAAACGAAAUAAAUAAAAAAAAAAAAAAAACAGUAUAAUCCAUAUUAGUAUACGAUAUGCUAAAAAUUAAAAAAAAAAAUUGAAUAAUUUUGAAUGUUUAACGAUUUAAAAGUUUCGGUUGAAAGCUUUCGAUACUAUUAAUUGUCCUCGCCUUUCUCUAGGUGUUACGUAGGUAUAAAACUAAGACGAUUUUGCUGUAAAGGAAAUUUUUUAUUUCAUCGCCGGUCGGUAGAAAACGUUUGAAUCGAAAAAAGUAUACGGAACAAGUUUACUGCGAUAUGCGAUGUCGUACACGUGCCGCAAAGGAUUCGGGGGUGGGGGGGCGGUCAGACACGGACGAGAAACUUUUGUUGUAAUCGUGCACUAAUAUUUUACUUAAGAUUUUCAAUUAUAUAUUUCGGUAUUUUUUCUGCCCGCCCCUUUGUCUCGCAAAACCCACAGAUGAUGAGGUUCCCUUCACAAUAAUCCUACGAUUGUCCGUUUCGAUUCUCCAUGCCUCUCCGCUGUAGCUUUUUAUAGUUGCGCGGUAUUUUUCCCUGUCCGCGGUCUUUUUGCGAUUCGAGUCGUAUAUAUAUAUAUAUAAUAAGUAAUAUGCCGCCUUCGGUAUUGUUCUUGCCGCAUGUCCUUUGACGUAUCCUACAUUGCUUUUAAUAAGCUUUCGCGUCUUAAUAUAACAAUACGUUUCCUAAAGUCCGAUCUACACUAAGGCAACAUAUAACAACUUUUUAUGGCGAAGUAUGUUGACCCAACAAAUGUUCCUACAUAUGUCCAGAAGUUACUAAAUGUUCCAACAAUAAUUUGUUGCGAGCAACAAACAUUUCUCAUUGUUUCAUGUUUCGAUUGAAAGCGAAACACGUUACCACAAAACAAUAUAAAAACAAUAUAAUAAAUUGGUAAACAGGCGACAUGUAGCUGAAGGUUUAUCAGUGCGCACUCAGUUUAGUCUAGUUGUUUAUCAAAUGUUGCUGUGGUUUUGUUGCCAAAACAUGUACGCCAUGUUUUUAACGAUACAAUUUGUUUUCACGUGUUACGGAACAAUAGGAAAUUAUAGAUAAUUUGCACGUCGUUCUAUGUUGCCUUGGUGUGGACCGGGCCCAACAUAAUCCCAAUCAUCUUCCCGAUCGAACACAUAUUAACUAUACGUAUAUAACACAGUUGCCGUUUUCACUUACACAUUCUGUUAAUGAAACCCUCUUUGGCGCCGACUGUUCCAGUCCGCGGGAUUUCUAUAGCAUUUUCCCGAAGCACCGCGAGCUUUCGUCAGUUUAUUUUGUUCGGCUGAUUUUGCGGGUCUCACGACCUUAAAGCCAUUAUACAGGUACAUACAGACGCACGUUUAUUCUCGCCGAUCUCUCUAAUUACACACACACACACUAUCCGUUAUCAUUACCGAGUUUCCGUUUCGACAGUAACACAAAUACUCGUGCAAUAUACACGAUCGUUGGCGUAAGUUUUAGACGACCCCGGUCGCGCGACAAUCUAAUGUACUGCACAGGGUGUAUCUGCGGGAAUCGACAAUUUCCGAUGAGUGUGCAGUUAUGCGUACGCAACAUGGGAAACGGUCGAAUCUUGCGUACAGUGUACAUCACCCUGUACACGUUAUACGCGACGGCGGCGUACGUAUAGUACGCGCCGGUGAAAAAUCGUUUCGAAAAAAUAAAUUAAAAAAGGCGGACAGGUGGGAUUAUAAUAUUAUUGUAUAUACACACAUAUAUAUAUAUAUAUAUAUAUGUAUAAUUAUAGACAUUACGUAUGCGUCGGACGGACGCCGCCGCCGCUGUCUUUCACGAGACGUUUUAAAUUGCACGCGCGGCGGCGGCGACGGCGAAACGCGUUCCCCGACAGCGACACGACGACAUAAACUAUAUACGUAUAUAUAUAUUAUGUACGUAUAAUAUUCGUUCCGUAGACCGGCGGCGGCGGCGCCACACGGUUCCUCGCCGCCGCCGCCGCCGCCGCCGCCGUUAUUAUUAUCGUUACAUUAUUAUAGAUCGCGAGAACGCGCGGCUCCGCGGCCGCAGUGGCGACGGUCAGUGGCGGCGGCUGGCGACUGGCGCCCGAAUCGCGUCUGAGACCUGUCAUUUCCCGUUUUUUUUUUUUUUUUUUUUUCCCGUACGUAUAGGUAUAUACGCGCGGCGGGCGAGGGCGGUAUCCCGACGACGACGACGACGACGACGACGACACGGCCCCGCAUAUAAAACGCGUACAAAAGACGGACCGGGGGGGAAAAAACUAAUCGCACCGAUUUAUCGUUAUUAAAUAUAAAUACGACGCGCGCGAGAGUACUAAAACGGAUACGCCGUCGUCGUUUUUUCCUUCUUCUUUCACUUCUACAAACCCGAAACGUCAUAUUAUUAUCUCGUAGCGUUUUGUUUUGGUUUUUUUUUUUUUUUUUUUUUUUUUAUCGUUCUCUCGCAUUCCUCCGUCCCGCAGACUCGUGUCGGUCUUCUUUUUUUCUGCCACAGAGUGGGCGUCGUCGAAAAAAAUAAUACACACGUUUAUAACACAAAAACGCACGCACCUUUAUUACCCGGCGCAAGCAGCGUAAUAUUUUAAGAAAAUGCGGGUAAUAAACGCGGGAAAAAAAAAUACGACGACUACGACCCAACCGAUUAUCGUUGCCCGACCGACAUUAUCAUUGUUCGUGCGAUGUUUUUCGCGCGCCGUUAAGUUUGAAACGAUAAAUAAUAUUAGUGACCGUCGAUUGUUUUCGUAUACCUACUGUUCCCGGUGUUUAUUCACAGUAUUUCGUACCGAGAUUUAUUUACCGCCCCCGCGCAAAACCCCCGAAAUCAAUCGUCCGUUUUGUCGGUUUUAGCGUAUUAAUCAUCGGGAAUCCGCGUGAGAAUUCCGGGAUUCGCGGGGCGGAAAAAUGCUUUUUGCGUAUUAUUGCGCGACAUACUUUGUUAGCAUUGCACUGUUACAGCAACAGGUUCGGCGAAACGGAAGGGACGAGACCGGAUCUGAGACGGUGAUACGAUACAAAUAUCAUAAAGGAACACCGUUUUCGGGGGUUCCUGGGUGGGUUCGCCGCGUCAAAUAUUAUAAACAUUCGGAAUGGGAACAAACUAUAAGAGAUCCAUUCGGAAUCCAUGGUAUGAAUAAUGGUAUCGAAUGGUAUGGUUUUGCAUAAAAAUCGAAGUUUAUUUUCGAUCAAGUAUACGAUUCGCGAAUCAACGGCGUAUAUUUACGGGGGAGAUUAGCGAGACAUAUUAUCCAUCUUUACUUUUUUUUUUUAGGUAUCUAAUAUAUAAACGACACCUGUUUUUAUGUUGAAGUUUCUUUAUUACUUAGUUGCAAAAAAAAAAAAAAAAUCCACAACUUAAUGUGCUGAUACCUGUAUAUAGUUGAUGUAUCGAAAAAAACCGUACGUACGGUUUUUGGUUUAAACGAAACCUAUCUGAACCACUAUAAGUUAAGAAGGAGGUUAGAUUAUAGCAGUGCCGUACGCAGGGGAGAGAGGUUAGGGAUUAUAUCCCUUCCAUACAAAAAAAAAAAAAAAAAAAAAUACGAGUAAUCUAUUAUCGAAAUGCAUGUACAUUUCAGCCAAGUCACGAGGAAAAACUUGACGUAUCGUUUAGAAAUUGGUCUUUCUUAUUAUUACAUCUUUCAAAUUAUCAAUUCCCACAGUCGAGUUGGGCAGAGAAGACGAAUUUACGAUUCGUUCACGAUUCCCGUAUUAGCUACUUCCCAUACCAUUGAUAAUUCCCGAGCACGCCACUGUAGAUCAGUAGCUAAAUGUAUCUAAAUAGUAAAUACUCGUGAAUGAUUAUUUACCCGAAAAACAUAAAAAAAAAACUAUCGGAAAAUUGAUUUUUUUUUUAUUUUAUUUUAUUCCAAUCUAACCCGUGGUACACGUAUUUGAAUACGAAGCGAUUUCCGAAUUCGACAACAGCACUAUGUCGCCCGCCCGGCAAAAUCCUAUAAACACGCCACCGUCGUGUGACGGAACGUUCGCUUUCGUCGUGUUCGUUUGCGUUAUCGGGCGCGCGGGGAAAGAACCAACCCCGUCGGAACCCCUGCACACCUACGCGGGCGGACCGUGCGCACUCGCCGUACGAUCGCGGGGAAUCCGCCGCGUAAUCGCGACCUCGAAACCUCGGCGACAACAUCUGCCGCCGCCGCUGUCCCGUAACGGACAGGGACGACGUCUAAUGUUCGACUCGGCGGACCCAGUGCGCGCGCGUUUUAACUAUAAUACGCACACCGCGUCGCCGCCGUCGCGCGAUCAUCACCACUGUAGAGCUACGCGCGGCCGCCAUAUGCCCGUAACCUGCGCGUCCGGCCCGGUUCCUCUUCGUCCUACCACCCCCGGGCCGUACCAUUAUACCGCGUCGUCCCCCUGACGCGUCGUUGUUUUCUGCGCCCGAUUGUUUACGCGCGGAAAAAAUAAAUUCUCCCACGGUCGUCGCCGCCGCCGCCGCAUUGAAAUACCGUCGACGGCCGGUGGCCGCGCACUUCCUAUAUUAUUGUUAUUAUUAUUAUUAUUGUAUGCCUGCCUAUCGUAUGCAAAUAAUAUAAUACGAUCGCGUUUUCUCGCCGACAACAAUAUUAUAUUAUUAUUAUUAUUAUUAUUGUGAAUGACGGGGCAUCGAUACGACGAGACCGGUGCGCGCAUAUACGUUAUUACAACAACAACGACAACAACAACAACAACAACAACAAUAAUACCUAUACAGUAACAAUAAUACGUAUGCGUAUAAUAUUAUACACGAGUUGUCAAUCGGCGGCGGCGGCAACAACAGGUGAUUGAUGGGUCGUCGUGUUGGCGCGCGCGCGACGUGAGACCGCGACGGCGCGGCGAGUGGAAACAGGUGGGCCCGCGGCUGCUACAGUGGAAACAGGUGAGCCGCGGCGGCGGCGGCGGCGCGGUGUCCGACCGUGACGUCGCGUUUCCGUUUAUGAUUUUUUGGCGCGCACCGAGCGCUGCUGCACGACACACGCACACGGAUUAUAUAUUAUUGUGUACCGCGGGUCGGGCGGGGAAACCAGUUCCGAGCGAUGCACGGAAACCCUUCGACGCCCCUGCGCCCCGUCGACCGCGGACACGGCGCGAACCGGUCAUAGUAAUAAUAAUAAUAAUAUACAAGAGACGGAUCGCGGGCGACGCGCGCGCUCCCGACCGUUCCGUGAAUGGAAUGUCACGUGCGAUCCACAACGCGCGCGCUCCGCCACCGCCGCCGCUCGACGAUCUCUCUCGGCCGUCCGUCACGGACCGGCGACGACCGCGCGCGGUUCCCUUCCGAAUCACGACGUCCUGCCGCCGCCCCUAACGCUCGUCGCACGGUCCACAGCAUCCGCUGCUGGAAAAAAUACAAUUUUUCAGGCACGGAAACCCUUCUACGCUCCCUCCCUCCUCCGACGCACAAGACACGGUAGACGUGAUGUCCAUUCAUAGACUCUAGCGCGCGCGCGUUCUCGUACACACACACACACACACACACAAGAACACGUACGCACAGAUCUUUUUACGCCGCGGCUGUCAUCAAUGAAAAUCAACGACGACGAUUCAAUAAAAUACGCGCGUGCGCAACGUUCCGUCCGGUUUUCCCGUCGUACGACCGCGCCGGCGGCGUAUACGUACGCCGCCGUCGCAUCCGUUACGGUCUGGUUUUUUAUUUAUUUAUUUAUUUUUUUUUCAUCUUUUUUUCCCGCGUACCUUUACUAUUACACGUAUAGUAUAUUGUUUUAUACGUUAUUUUUUAUUAUUAUUAUAAGGAUAUUCCGUUUUUUUUUUCUUUUUUUUUUUCUCCUCCGACGUUUCUCUGAGAUUUCCGUCGUCACGACGACGCGCACACCAUCUGUUCGAUAAUAUUCGUCCCGCCGUCGCCGCCGCAGUUGUUUGCAAACAAUAUUAUAUAAGUUCGAAGUUGUUUAUUGAAGGCGUUUCGCACGUAGGUGCUUGAUGUGUUACGCAACGCGUAUUUAUAAUAUGCGCGUAUAAUAUUUGUUUAAUUUUUUUUUUCUCUCUUUCCUCAAAAAAAAAAAAAAAAUCCCUAUCGACCCGAACGACGGUUUCAGACGCGAUAACGACGACGGGAGGUUUUUUCUCUUCUUCGCGUUACACUCGUUACUCUAUUUCCCCUCCCCCGUUUCAUAACGUAAUGUUGUGUUAUCGGCGGUGGCCCCUCGGCUCUCCGUCCCGAGCGGGGCCGCCGGGACAAUAAUAAUAAUGAUAACGAUAAUGCACGGUCUGUCACGGCCCGCACACACGUCGUCUAACCCCGUGACAUUGUAACAACGUAGAUUACACAACCGACAGUAUGCGAUUCCGUUAACUACCGUUUUCUUUCAUUCCCGCCGGCGUUUUCCCGUUUGCCCACCGGACCGCGCGCCGCGCGUAUUAUCUCGCCGAGACGGACGAACUCGGAUUGUUGUUCCCCGACCGAUACCCAUCAUAACGCCCCGGCCGGGUUCUGUUUUUGCAUACUCACCGCGGUAUCCCACACGCGAAAACGAGAAAAACAAACAGCAGCAACGGCGAUGUGUCAUUUUAGGGCUAUCCGUUUCGCAAGAUGUUCGAAAAGCAGCCUGAAAAGUAAACGUACCCGCUUGUCGACGAUCGAUUACGCUGUAAAUAUAAAAAGAAAAAUACAAAAAAAAAAAAAAAUUUAUCCAGACACACUGUUGCCCGCGGUUGGACCGUUGUAUUCAAAUUGCGUUGGACAAUCGAACUCGGUCGUAUAUUUUAGGAUUGCAGUGGUUUUCCUCUGUGCCAUUAAAACAUAAUAAUAAAACGGGCACCUCAUGGCACCCUGGCGUAAAUUUAAAUCACUACACAAAUGUAAGAACCGAUAUGAAACGGCAGACAAAUCGCGGUGAAAUCGAACGGCGGAUCCGUUGGUUAGGUAGUGUGUAGUUGACGACCUUGAAUUUCGGAACAAGAUCCAGCGAUAAAAACGUACUCUUUUGCAUCGGGAGAAUUUAUUUGCGUUGGAUUUUUUCCCGGGAUUCACGUUUCUAAUUUCGAUUGAUGAAAAAAAUAAAAAAAACAAUAAUAAUAAUAAUAAUAACAAAAUCUGAUAUUAUGCGGAGAGGAAAAAAAAACACACGUACGGAGUAAAAAAUAUGCGCUUUAAAAUAAUAACACGGACGCGGGAUUCACGUUUCUAAUUUCGAUUGAUGAAAAAAAAAAAAAAAAAAAUACGUGACUGCCGGGCACCGCGCGUAUAAAAUCGUAAUUGCGGUAUCGGUAUGCGGUCCGUAAAAUCCCACCGAGAUAAUAUUCGAAUGUUUUCGUCGUUAAUCUAAUCGGAAAACGAUCGGCAAACGGGCGGCGUAACGACGCGUGUUUACAGCGGCCGCGAUCGUCCGUCGGAAUUUUCGGGCUGUCGAGAUUUGAUUUUUUUUUUUUUUCUUAUUCUUAAACCGCAACACGUUUGUUCGACGCCGUUUUUAUGCGCGUAAGACGCGCACCGAUAUGUGCCCGAAACGGUAUCGACAAAAACGGCAUAAGCGAACGGACGGGUUGGAAUGUGCGUGAAACGAUCGACGGUGGGCACAAAAGCCGGACGCCGGCGCGUAUCGCGCGCCGUUGAGUACCGCGGACACUGUCGCGGGCGGAAUGUCCACGCGGAUCACACGCGGGAUAAUGCGGUUUACGGGCGCCCUUUUGCGGGGUGGUGGGGGUGGGGAUGGGGUGCAAGAAAGGGAGAUGUUAUCCGAACCCGCCCAAAAAUCACUCUUGUUGGGCUUUGACACGCCGGAUGGUCAUCGAUUCGUUCGUGAUGGACCUAUUCACAUAACCGAACUUUUCGUACAGGUCUCGUGUUCACAUAUCCGUGUAUAGUUUUUUUUACAUCGCAUAAUCUUUAAACGUGUGUUUACGAAAAAAAUACACGGGUAUUUUACACGUGUGUUUACGACAAAAAUCCACGAAACCGUGUUUGUUCCUCCCCUGCAAAAUUACGUUUGCGUGCCUUCGGGUACGUACCGCAGAUAGCGGCGGCAAACCAUUGCGACCGAAAAACGAACGCGAGCUCCGUAAAUUAUAGUGUUAGUCGCGUCUUUCCCCCCACCCACACACACACAUACUCCCUGUUUACAUAGCCAUUAAGGUAACUGAGAAACGAACGAAGUUGACAAAAAUAAAACCAAUCCAAAUCGGACGUUUCCGCCAUCAGUUUACGUAUUUUUUAACUUUUUUUCCGUAAACCCGUUGGAAAUCUAAACAGUUGUUCGCGUGAAAAUACUGCAGGGCGGAAAUUCCGCAUUUUUUAACGGCGUAAAAAAAAAUAGAGACAUUUUUAUUAUUAACCGAAAGUGUUUUUUUUUUUUGAGAAAAAAAACCCGCACACGUCUCAGUAAAGCCGUAUCGCGUAGAUUUUUCGCUACACACAGAAUCGUCCGAAAACUUAUGCUAUUAUUGUAAUUUAUUAUUGUGUUAUUUUCCACGUGUGCGUUUUAUUUUUCGCAACCUACACUCGUGUUGCGCAACAGAUGCGCUGAAUAUCGUUUUUUUUUUUUGAACCGGUGCCAAAUCUGCAGUUUUUAAUCGCCGAUGCGUAUAUUGUGACGGAAAUUUCGGAUAGAGAGAGAGAGAGCGAUCGGGAGAACGAAAGAGAGGGGUAAAACGAAAAAAAUUAAAUUAAAAACACUGUCGAGAGAUCGAAAUGUGCAUGUGCAACGCGAAAACAUACCGCGGAGAUGACGUAAUAACGUACCCAAGACGACGACCGACGUCACAUCGAUAAUGUUAUUAUUGCAUCGGAAUAAUAACAACAACAAUAAUAAUAUUAUUUUUCUUAUAAAAACAUUCCAAUUAUUCGGUGGCGCGGGCGUAAUAUGAUUGAAAAAAAAAAAAAAAUUAAAAAUAACAAUAACAAUAAAAAAAAUAUGCGAGCCAACGCGCGCGUUUUUCUCGUACUAUUUACUACGUAGCCGAUUAUAAAAUAACGAUAAGUCACCGACGGAUACGACAGAUGUUUUGGACAUUGUUGAGAAAUUUAUUGAACUCGUAAAUCGUUGGUCUACUUCUACAGUUUGUUACGUAAAAUUCCUGUUUGGAUCCGAUAAUUAAUCAGUUUCGUUCUCGGUGUCGCUUCUCUCACGUUUCGAUUUGGUCAUUCUGUACAGAAUGCAAUUGCACGUGUCGUCGGUCCACUACGCAUCCGCAUUCGCGUUCAGCAGUCUCUCCAUUUUUUCACCGCACGAGGUUCUUUUUUCGCCGCCCGAUCGUUAAAUGGCGGUUUAAGGUUUUUCGUUGUCCACACUACGGGCUCCUUGCCGGGGAAACGUUAUGAAAACGAUUACGCGCGGCACACCGCGUAAGUAAGUGUCACACACGUCUGUCGCGCGGGAUUUCGGUUUUCGAAAUUGCGAAGCACGCGGAAUCGACCACCCAAUAUAUCCAAUACAGGGCAAUCUAGUUUUGUGUCUACGUUAUUGUGUAUAUUGGACACCGGCGAUAGUGAUUUAGCGCCCGGCGUUUACGCGGACACGCCCGUGCGACGCGAAAGGAAACGAACAACGUUCGCGUACGAAUACAACGCGAAUGAUAUUUUGUGCGCGCGCGCGGUGUGUGUUUGAAUUCCGAGCGCAGCGAGGGAUGUGUUGGUUUUGAUGAUGGUUAUUUUUUUUGUUUUCUGUGGACGUCUUUUCGACCAGCGACCUUUGCUCCGAACGAAAUCUGACUGCGGAGGUACUCUAAGCAGGUCGUUUUUUUUUUUGUGAUCAUUCCGAGAGUUUUCCCGAUAAACGGGAAAAACGGGGAAAAUAGGUAGGUACGACAUUGAGCAAAUUUUUAUUAAAGAGAAUGCAUAACGCACCGCUCUGUACACGACAACAGUGACGCCGACACGCAAUACGCGAACGGACGCGGCAGUAAUAACAACGCAGUUUGUCGGACGAAAUCUAUAAGGAUAUUUCGUUUUCCCUUUGCUCUAACGUUUUCCAGUAUCGCGACACUGUUGCAGUCGUCUGCACAUUGCAUUCGGCCGUACAUUGUUAUUGCGUAGUUGAAAAAGUUACGCACAGAUACGCGCGCGGUUCCUCUCUCCCCCUCCCCCUCCCCGCACAAAUAUUUAUCACGGUCCGCGCCCGGCGGAUUCGCGGGUUUCUCGAGAAUAAUAACACGUUUCCCGUACAGUUGACAUUUCGUACGCGAUUAAUUGAACGCGCGCGCGAUAUUUUAACGUUUCAGAGCUCGGAGGAAGAGUUGCCGGUGUGCGAAAAGUGGGCGGUGUGCAGCAAGGUGGACAUGUACCAGUGGCCGUGGGUGGAGAGGCAGUGCAGGUGUCCGUCGGGCGGGCCGCCGUGCUCGCAAAUGCUGUCGCCGGCCGACGGGCACACCAUCACCGACAAAACGAGGCAGUUCAAGGUAAGAAUGACGCCGUUGGCUGUGCGAUCCGACCGGGCCAACUCCGGCCGCGCCGCCGGCCGGGGAAGCCCUUUCGCGAAAUCGUUUUUUUUUUUUUCGGCGACGAACCUGCGCAAUACGAACCGCCCUCCGCGGCCGGGCGCACCCGCGGAAAUACGAACGUAUUGCGAUGUCCCGGAAAGACCUGCGUUGCCGUUCACUUUCCGUCGCCCUCGUCUUCAAGCCGGCCGACCGACUUUACACGUUUGUAUUUCAAACGGCCCGCGUGCAUGCUGCGAACGAAAAUUCGACGAAUAGACGGUGUUUCGGUUUGGGUCCGUUUUGGCGUUGACAAUUUUUGAUUUCCGUCCGCCCGUCGUCGACAAGACAUUUCAUGCUUUCAAGUGUGGGGCGGUUAGGCGCCGCCUGCCACUGUCCGAACUCGAGAAGCGGAAUAUCGAGCGUCAACGGGUCGACGGGAACCGACGGUUUCCGCGCCGAAACGUAUUUAGACCGAUAUUGCCGCGUCUGUUCGGGGUGUUUUCAACGCGGGUCGCCGUUCGGAAACCAACAGUGGACGUGGUACGUCGGUUCGCUUCCGGCAACACGGGUAAAACGAAAAUUAACGCUCUCGCGACGUCCGUGUUGUAAUGACUUCGCGGGACGAUCCGCCGUUGUAUUACGCACGGAAGAAUAGUGUCGAACAAUAAUCGCGAACACCGAAAUCGGUUAGGCGCCGCGCUCGCACGUCGCACCGGACGCGCCAAGCGUCAAUAUUGUAUUUUAAAACCGUGCACGUUUUCAUGCCGACAGUUGUGCGAGCCGAUCAAGAUGUUGCCCAAGUGCCGUUACUUCCGCGACAUGGCGUGGACGUUGCGCAGCGAAGGAAACGGGACGCUGCAGAUCGUCCACUGUCACUGUCCAAAGGGUUCGGUUGCCUAUCUGCUGAAGCGGCAAGCGUACCAGACCGAGUCCAAACAGAUCGGAUACCAGUACUCGUUCGCGUGUUCCCCGCAGAGCGUAAGUGUUCGUGUUCGUCUUGUAUUAAUCGUAUUUAGUUUUUUGUUUUUUUUUUUAAACUUGGCGAUAUACGCCGGUGUGCGGUCCGUCGUCGUCGUCGCGGGUGUUGCGGUUCCGGUACAAAUACCUGACACCGGCCGCAGCACUGGUCGGGCGGGUCAGUGUACACCAGUUAUUCAGGGCCUUAAAAUGCGUUAGAUUUCACGGGGCCACGCUUUUUAAUUCGAUCGAUAGAGUUAAUAGAUUUUCAUAACGAAAACAAUUGAAACCUGUGGCGGGACGUAGCUCUCUACACACUAUACUGUCACUAAUUACCUUACACGUUUACGCUAUUUAUAUCUAAUACGUGUGCGCUAAAAAAUUAUCAACACGAAAUAAACAUAAGUAAAAGCUUAAACAUGUUUACUAACAUAAAACGAUUUAAAAUUAAUACCGUGUAUUGGUUUGAGUGAUUUCAUUAUUCGAUUGUUAUCAUCUUUAAACAUACUUCCACAGUAAUAACUAUUACGCGCAAUGUUACGUUCGGUAUACGCAUUCGUAAAUCAGGGGCCACACUUUAAUUCAUCGAUAAAAUUGCGGACGCACUCGGGUUAUGAAAAAAGUAAAAAUGUUAAACGGGACGCACUCUGGAUAUCCCCGAUAAACCGACGAAACUAAAUAUCGCCCAUCGGUAUUUUCGUAUUAUCCCGAUUCCUGACCAUGUAUACGUCCGAAUAUUCUCGUGUCCUAUCUGUACGACGUGAGUGUGUUUUUUUUUUUAAAUUUCUCCCGGCCACCCAUUUCUCUAGACACGUCGUGAUUAUCUAUAUCGAAUGGGUUUUAUAGGACGCUGGGACAUAGGCGUCGAGUACGCGGGGAGGGCUCCAUGGCCGCAGCCUCCGUUGACAAUAUAUCAAACCAGGGCUCAGCAUCACCCAAAGGUUUUCCUGAAGUUUUUAGGUUAGAUUAGGUUUUAUUGUCUUGGCUACAAUUAGUUUGCGCACAUUUUAACGUUUCUCAGUUAAUACCCGGAACUCGCUUGCGCACGAAAUAUUAUAAAAUGAACAACUCGCUAACACAAUAAUAUGAUAUAUGUUUAUACGUACGUAAUGGUAAUACGUAUACCUAAACAUGCACGCAGACAACGGUGUUGUCGGUAGUAAAGGAUUUACGAUUAAGAGUAAAUUGAAAUUGAAAUCAAUAAAAAAGUAAUGUUAGUGACUUUUGUCCGAAUGAAAUAAUACAAACAAUUGAACGGGGUACGCGUACCAACGCAUACAAUUCAACCUAACCGCUUUCAAACAUUUGAAGUAAUUAAAAUAAAUGGCAACUUCAAAUGACCGCAUAACGUAUACCGGGUGAUUUUUUUUAUCGUUAAACACUAACAUUAUCUCGGAAAGUAUUUAAUUUUUUCGGAAUCUGUUUUUUAGAAUAUUUAAGAAAAAACGGCUUUAAAAUUUUACAUAUUUCACGUUAUUUUUUUUUCAUUCUUAUUUUCGGGGGGUGAAACCAGUACCUACCUACUUUUUAUUUUCAAACGACAAACUAUAUGAAAAAUUCCACAGUUAGAUGAAAUAUUAGUAAAAUAAAUUUUGGUGUUGAAUUUUUUGAUUUCCGUAAAUCCGUUAACUAGAUAUUCCACUUUUUAGUAUGGGUCGGGGGAGAGUAGUGGUGUAUUAUUAAAACGCCGCUCACUGUGCCGCCACACAAAUUAUGUGCAUGAUGUUCCACUACUCUCCUCCGACCCAUACUAAAAAGUGGAAUAUCUAGUUAACGGAUUUACGGAACACCCCCAAAAAUAAGGGUGACAAAAAAAAAAAAAAAUUUGAAAAAUAGUCAUUACUUUUCGAUAUAUUGAAUGUUUAACGAUAAAAGAAUCACCCGGUACCUAUAUAUAGAGAGCGAGCCGGAAUAUAGAAAAGUUUUUUGUUCCGAAUAUUUGUAAGCCUGCAGUUUUUGGUACGUGAAAGUUGAUGAUAUUUUUACCGUUGGAAAAACAUCACCGUCGGAUGCUUGUAAGCCGAAUUUUACUAGGAUGAACAUAACGAGGGUUUAAUACUAUGUAUAUCGGAUGACGCCGAGUUGACUCUCUUGCAGAGGAUCCGGGAGCAUUGAAUCGACACGAGGUGUCAGUCUCUGUAAGCUAUAAUAACAUACCUAAUAUAAUAGGAAAAACAAUAUAGUGCCGUACAAUCGAAUUAAAAAAAAAAAAACCACCGUCAGGAUUAAAUUUCCGAUAGGGGGACGAAAAACCAAUUCAAUUAUACCGCAGUACGUAGGGCGUUCGAUUACAAUAUUUUUUAGAUAAUAGGCGAAGCUUUUUCCGUUGUCCUUGUUGCUGAACAAAUUUUGAUCAAAAAUUGUUCUUCGUUUAACGAUAUCGAGGUUGGUUUUUUCUGCAUAGAGAAUUUCGAUGCGUUAGGGAGGCGGUUUUUUCGAUUUUUUUAAGUAACGAAUGGAAACGUCAGGAAACCGGGAAUAUUUACGCAAAAACGAUUUCUGUUAAUUAUUAUACGAUCGCAGAAACAUCGUGACAUUUUCUCCAAAUUAAUUAUAUGAACUGCAAUUUUAUAGACGCGGUUACAAUAUAAUUAUUGCAAUUUUUGAUAGUUCCCACGUUCUGUUUUUAGUCAUAUUUCAUAUAGCUAUUUUAAACCGUUUUGGGUUUUAUUUUUUUUUUUUUUUUUUGGGGGGGGGGGUUGGAGGAAGAGGGUUCUCUGCGUGAUGGAUAACAUUAUGUUUUUUUAUCGGCGUUUUAUGACCAGCAUUCCGCGACGAACGACCGAUCGACACACCCGGCGUGUAUACAAGUACACGAUUUUUUAUUGGUGACAUUGUCUUACCGACAUUUUUUUUUCCCCACAGAGGAUCCGGUGUCAGCGUAAGGAACCCUGUCGGCUGUUCACCGUGCGCAAGCGACAGGUGAUGGUGGACGAAGUGAACACCAACGCUCUGUGCCAGUGUCCGCAGCAGCACGCGUGCCCGUCGCAUCACACCGAUGUCGGGGUGAUACAGAGCAAGAAUUACUCGGAAGAGAACAUCAGGACAUACAGCGGAUAUUGCAUGCCGUCGACGGCGGACGACCACUAAGAUCGCCCGCAACAGCGAGAACGAUAUUUUCAAUUUUCAACAAUUUUAACGUUUAAACAAAUACAUAGGUAUAUUUUUUUAUAUAAAAAAAAAAUUCCCCACGAAAAUGCGAUUAGGUAUUGAGAGCUUAUAUUAAGCAUUAUAGCGAGAGAGUGACCGGACGCUUGAUUAUGCGCUCCUACUGGUUGGCCCGGUUAUCAGUGUUAUCCGUAUCCGCGGGCCGCCAUACUGUUUGACGUGUCUUAUACGUCGAUCUACCGUUAGGAUUAGGUAUAUAAUAAUAUAAUAUUAUAGUUCUAUACGGUAGUUAUACUAUAACAGUAAUAAUAAUAAUAUUACCGUUAAUAUUUCAAUGGUUAUCGCAAAAUUCUAUUACAAUAAUGUAUUGAUAACAGUUGAUAGUAUAAUAAUUUUGUCCGUGGAGACAAAAUGGAAGUCCGUUUAAACCGUGAUAAGCUGAAUAACCUGAGCUAACGUAACCCGAAAGAGGGGUCACUCUUUCACUAUAACAAUAGACUAAAAUUGUCUGAUAACGAAAAUUUGAUGAUAAUAUUAUGAACGGUUCUUAAUAAAUCGUUUUCACGGUUCAUUCCACAAGAAAUACACGGGCACAAAGUACUUUAAUUUUUUUAAUUUUUAGUUUUUUUCUUAACUUAUUAACUAUUAAAAAUGUAUUGUUUAUAAGUUUUCACUUAUAUUUGUACACAAAAUUAUGCAUAGGUAUUGUAUCAGUUACAGAUAUAUUUGUAUGCCCAUGAAGAAGUAGAGAAACCAUAUGAUAGUAUUUUGUAAGACCAGUUGGACAUAUACAUGUAGUCUUGUGAAUAUCUUUAAAAAAUAUCUAUGAAUAAGAAUAGACAUUUUUAAAAUGAUAAUUCAAAAAUUUGUUAUAGAUUAUUUACCUUAACAUUAUAGAGUUUAUUUUUCAUACUAUAGCUUGUGCUUGCAGGCCACUUAAACCCCCAAUGACGGACGAAUAACUAAAGCUCACAACAAACCCACUUUUAAAUUAAUUUUUCCCCUUAAAAAUCAUUUGGUCUUCAACAAAAUUUACAACUGUAGAAAGUUUUAUGUUGGAAUAAAAAGAGAAGCAUAAUGUUGUUAAAAAAUUAAUUUAUUAGGUACAAAGAAAAAUUCAAAAUGUUUGAAAAACCAUAAAUUAUAAUAAAUUAAACCAAUAUAAAACAUGAUAAUUUUGUGGAUAAGAACAAUUUGAGUGAAAAAACUGUGUCAAAUAAUAUUCUCUCUAACUCUUAAAGUUCAUUGAUAUGAGAAUAUUCAUCUGUGAUAAGAACAAUUCUGCAAAAAAAAAACUGUAUCAAAACAACAUCUAUGAAUAAUAUUUGCGUACAAAUAUAAGUAAAAACUUGUAAACAAUUAAUUUUUAAUCGUUAAAAAGUUAAGGAAUAAACUUAAAUACAAAAAAAAACCUAUUUUUUCAUGCAAAUGUAUUUCUUAUGGAAUGAAUCGUCAUAAUUAUUAUACAGUUUCCAUUAUCUAUCAAACCGUUUUAGUCUAUAAAAUAUGUUCUCUAAUUAUAUCUAUAUCAGAAAACCUGCAGUAUAAUAAAUAAUGCCACGGGUUUUCUUUUCACCAUAAUAAGCAUUUCGGUUUAUUAUAUAGAAAGUUUCAUUGUGUUCAACAUUUAAUCUCAAAUUUAUACAGACAAAAAAAAAAAAACAAAACAUUUUUUUUUUAAAUUCAAUUACAGAUUAUUUAUUUAUUAUCGAUCCAUAAAUUAUUAUUUUAUACCAAAAUCAUUUUAAUAAGAUAAACUUAAUAUUAUAAAGUAAAUAAUAUAUUUUAUCGUGUAAAUAAUUUUUCACUACACCGAUAACUACGGUUUAUUUUUAUUAUAUUAUACCUUUUUUUAUACGAUGUUCUUGUUAUUUAAAUGUUUAGAAUGUUUUUCUUUUAGACUUUAUUUGUACUAUUAUUAUUAUUAUUAUUAUUAUUUUUUUUUUUUUUUUUUAGAAUGGACAAAUCAUUUUUUUUUUAUACCUUUAUUUAAUCUCGUGUAAAUAGUUAUUAUUAUUAUUUUAUAGAUCGAGUUGUACAAUCCAUUUAUUUCUUAUGAAAUUUUUAAAGACGUUGAGUAUCAAAAGAAGAAUAUUUUUAUUAAAAUUUACAAGCAUAUAUA
Cinara cedri is the source of this 29842-nucleotide messenger RNA. The record is from the annotation of a GenBank genome assembly. NCBI's taxonomy places the organism in Eukaryota, Metazoa, Arthropoda, Insecta, Hemiptera, Aphididae.